Molecule: messenger RNA, 512 nt
Organism: Cryphonectria parasitica EP155
Lineage: Eukaryota; Fungi; Ascomycota; Sordariomycetes; Diaporthales; Cryphonectriaceae
Product: ribosomal protein L38e
Exons: 4
Coding region: 65-310 (81 amino acids)
Biological process (GO): translation; protein-RNA complex assembly
Cellular component (GO): cytosolic large ribosomal subunit; ribosome
Molecular function (GO): structural constituent of ribosome
Source: RefSeq, a predicted model, not a curated record
CGACAAAGUACCAGCCAUCACACACCCACCCUGUCCAAAUAAUCCACACAACCAAUCCGUCAAAAUGGCCAAGGAAGUCAGCGACAUCAAGAAGUUCAUCGAGAUCUGCCGGCGCAAGGACGCUUCCUCCGCCCGGAUCAAGAAGAACAAGAAGGCCUCCCUGAUCAAGUUCAAGGUCCGAUGCUCGAAGCACCUCUACACCCUGGCCCUGAAGGACACCGAGAAGGCCGAGAAGCUCAAGCAGUCUCUUCCUCCCAACCUGCAGAUCAAGGAGGUGUCCAAGCGUGAGCGCAAGGCCAAGUCCGCUUAAGUCAGUUUCGCGCGGCUAGGUGUGGUUUCAACGGUUGAUGACAUUUUCUUGCGAGAGUUUUGAGCAAGCAAUACACGAUGGCAACACUGUCAAAAGGCAAGGGCCAUCACGUCCACGUUUCGGACGGAGGGGACUCAGUAUUGGGCGUCUAGGGAAUACCUUGCAAUUGAAGCUCACGGAAGCCAGAAACGGCUGUCUCAAG